AAUAGUCGUCUCAAAUGGACCCAUCGGAGAUCUUCUCUGCCCCCACUUCAGCUCCUCAGCUCCAAGUCCUCCGCUGCGAUCAAUCAUCGAGCCCUAGACUCGGGAACCAAUGGAACUCAGACCGGGCCUAUCUGCUCUCGUCACAGGCGGCGCCUCUGGAAUUGGUAAAGCUCUUAGUUUGGCGCUUGCGGAGAAGGGAGUUUUUGUUACAAUUGUUGAUUUCUCUGAAGAGAGGGGAAAGGAAGUGUUAGCCCUUGUUGAAAAGGAGAUUGCCAAGGUCCAUCCAAAGUUGGAAUUUCCAUCUGCUAUGUUUGUAAGAUGUGAUGUGACCAACAAAAGAGAACUGUCUGCUGCUUUUGAAACACAUUUGGCAACAUAUGGGGGGCUGGAUAUCUGUAUUAACAGUGCUGGUAUUGCAAAUCCCGUGCCGUUCUACAAUGAUCAAAGUGAUGGUUCUCGUUCAUGGAGAUACACUAUGGAUGUGAACCUCAUUGCAGUUAUUGAAUGCACACGACUUGCGGUUCAAUCUAUGCAAGCUGCACAAAAGCCUGGCGUAAUCAUAAACAUGGGUUCUGCUGCGGGACUUUAUCCAAUGCCUGGAGAUCCUAUCUACUCUGCCUCCAAAGGGGGAGUUGUUUUAUUUACCAGAUCACUUGUUCCGUACAAGAAACAAGGAAUUCGCGUAAAUGUGCUUUGUCCUGAGUUUGUUCAAACAGAGUUGAGUUCAAAAGUGACUCCUCGACAUAUUGGGUUAAUGGGGGGCUUCAUGUCCAUGGAAAUGGUGGUAAAAGGUGCUUUUGAGCUUAUCAGGGAUGAGAGUAAAGCUGGGUCUUGCUUGUGGAUUACUAAACGAAGGGGCAUGGAGUAUUGGCCUACUCCUAUGGAAGAAGCAAAAUACUUGGUAGCAUCUUCAAAAUUGAGAAGAAGUUCAUCGUUUAAGGCCAUAUCGAAUUUCCAAGUACCUCAGAGCUUUGAGAAAAUAGUUGUUCACACCCUGAGUCACAAUUUCCGUAGCGCUAUCAACAUAGUGCGUACACCAUUGAAGUUACCAAUCAAACCAGAUCAUGUACUUGUGAAGAUCAUUUAUGCUGGUGUUAAUGCCAGUGAUGUUAAUUUUAGCUCGGGACGCUAUUUUAGUGGCAACAACAAUGACCUUGACUCCCGUCUUCCUUUUGAUGCAGGCUUUGAGGCUGUUGGAAUAAUUGCUGCAGUAGGUGAUUCUGUUAAAAACUUAAAAGUGGGCACUCCUGCUGCACUCAUGACUUUUGGGAGUUAUGCAGAAUUCACGAUGGUUCCCUCAAAGCACAUCCUUCCUGUGCCAAGACCUGACCCAGAAGUUGUUGCCAUGCUUACUUCUGGCCUAACAGCAUCAAUAGCUCUAGAAAAGGCUGCACAGAUGGAUUCUGGAAAAGUCGUCCUUGUAACUGCUGCUGCAGGUGGGACCGGACAGUUUGCAGUCCAGCUUGCAAAAUUAGCUGGAAAUACAGUGAUUGCAACUUGUGGAGGCAAAGAAAAGGCUAUGCUUUUGAGAGAUUUGGGUGUUGAUCGUGUCAUUGACUAUAAAGCAGAAGAUAUUAAAACUGUUCUAAAGGAGGAGUUCUCAAAAGGUGUUGAUAUUGUCUACGAGUCUGUAGGUGGUGCAAUGUUUGAUCUGUGCUUGAAUGCGCUGGCCGUCUAUGGACGACUGGUUGUGAUUGGAAUGAUUUCUCAGUAUCAAGGAGAGCAUGGAUGGAAGCCUUUAAAUUACACUGGACUAUGUGAAAAGAUUCUAGCUAAAAGCCAAACUGUGGCUGGUUUCUUCUUGGUACAGUACAGUUCCCUGUGGCAAGAACAUCUAGACAAGCUUUUCCAUCUUUACUCCUUAGGAAAGCUCAAGGUUGCCUUGGACCCAAGAAAAUUUUUGGGCCUUCAUUCCGUAGCAGAUGCAGUCGAGUAUCUUCAUUCUGGAAAAAGUGUGGGCAAGGUGGUGGUUUGCGUUGACCCGACUUUCAGUCAGCAAGUGGCAAAGUUGUGAGCUCGUGCUUUUUGUGCGUUUUUUCCAGCAUGAUUCUCAUUUCCAUCAAACUUUGAACAAAGUUGUUACCAUAGAAUAAAGAUGUUUUUGGUUUUUGCCCUUUGUGAAUCUGGGUUGAAUGCAAGUAAUGCCAUCAGAACUAAGGAAAGAGGGGAAAUCCCGUGAUUUGCCCCUUCUUCGUCCUAUACUAAUGUUAAUUGAUGCUUUUUAAAAUAUAAAUUAGCAUUAUACU
This is a messenger RNA of Rhododendron vialii, 2246 nucleotides long. RefSeq lists its product as uncharacterized. Gene Ontology annotation, molecular function: zinc ion binding; oxidoreductase activity. Lineage: Eukaryota; Viridiplantae; Streptophyta; Magnoliopsida; Ericales; Ericaceae. Gene Ontology annotation, cellular component: mitochondrion. The record is from RefSeq and is a predicted model, not a curated record. The coding region runs from base 110 to 2014 and encodes 634 amino acids. The transcript has 18 exons.